Papaver somniferum (opium poppy) is the source of this 2248-nucleotide messenger RNA. Its product is annotated as RNA polymerase I-specific transcription initiation factor RRN3-like. Gene Ontology annotation, cellular component: nucleus. The transcript is spliced from 16 exons. Gene Ontology annotation, biological process: transcription initiation at RNA polymerase I promoter. Lineage: Eukaryota; Viridiplantae; Streptophyta; Magnoliopsida; Ranunculales; Papaveraceae. Gene Ontology annotation, molecular function: RNA polymerase I core binding; RNA polymerase I general transcription initiation factor activity. The record is from RefSeq and is a predicted model, not a curated record. The coding region runs from base 184 to 2028 and encodes 614 amino acids.
UUCCUAUUACUAUUCUAACCCACCAAGACUUAAGAAAAUUCAUCAUCACUUGCGAGUAUCAGUAGAGAGAAAUAGUUCAAAAACCCUAAGCCUGCGUUCUUUCGUUUCCUCUCCUCUCUCACCUUCCAAGCUGAAGCGGCGGCUUUGAAGGUUGAGUAACACCAUCUUGAAGUUGGAACCGCCAUGGGAAUGGAACUAGAGGGAGAGAUGGAAGAAUAUAUCGAUACAGGAGAAAUUGAAUACGAUGAUUCGGAUGUGGUCGCACAUAUUCGUGGUAUCCUAUUACAAGUUGCUAAGGGUGGGAAAAGCGAGUAUCAUGAUUUGGUUGGGAAAUUGAACCAGCCCGGAAGGGAUCCCGAUGAAGUGGCGUCGCUUGUGAUGUGUUUAAAGGGUUUAUCUGGAGCAGUUGCGUUUAUUGAUAUUGUUCGGCAUGAGAGUCUUCUGCAAGCUAUUCUCGGAAUGAGCAUGUGGAGAUAUAAUCCAGAUGUUAUGGAUGUGUUGGUGGACCUGAUUAUACGUUUGGCUACUUCUAGCGGAGAAUUUCUUGACUCGUGUUUGAACAUGCUUGUUACCAAUUUUACACCGCCUUUUAAAAUAGAUCUGGAUACACCUCGUGGCGUUGUAAAAAAGGAACAAGUGCUUGAUCGGGUGCAUUCAGCAUUGAUUAACAUCACCGAGCUGGUGCCUCUUGUACCUAUGAGAUUAGUGCCCAUACUUCUUUACCAGAUGCCUCACACUAACGCUGAUGAACAGAUGAUGGCAUUAUAUGCGGAGAGCAUGUUAAGGCUUGAGUGUGGUCCAAUUGGAGAAUUUGUUGGAAGUACGAUGCUAUUGGCAUUGGUGGAUAGGCUUGUAGAAUUAGAUGUGGAAAUAGAAUGGGACGAUAUUGAGCAAAGUGAAUCAAAUAAAGGCAUAUUUCAUAUGGAUCUAGAAGAUAUAGACGGCGAAGACAAUGGUUAUGGGCUUGCUAAAACAAUUAAGCUUCCCCCGAAUUUGGAUAUCACAAAUGAGAUUGCUAGGAGGCUGGCUUACCUUAAAAAGUACUCGCAGAAUCUGGAUUACUUGUUGGUACUCAUAUUUCAACAUCUCAAAUCUUGUGCUGAAAAUGGUCGUUUGGCGAAGGUGUUCCCGACACUUCUCCAGUCCUUCCAUGACACUGUUCUAAAUACCCAGAAGUCGAAGUUUGCCCAGUUUUUCAUGUUCUAUGCCUGCUCAUUAGAUCCUGAAGUGUGCGGUAUGAGCUUUCUGUUUAUGCUUAGAGAUGUUUUUUUAUGCAAUACCGGAAUUCAACUCACCAGGAUGAGUUCAGUUGCUUAUCUAGCUAGUUAUUUGUCUCGAGCUAAAUUUCUUGCAGGGCAUAUCAUCGCUAGCACAUUACAACGGCUGGUAAAUUGGUGCGUUGAAUACUGUCAGUUUGUUGGUGCUGAAGAGAAAACAUUAAACCCGGAAGCACAUAGACUUUUUUAUUCUGGAUGCCAGGCCAUCAUAUACGUGCUCUGCUUCCGUAUGAGGGAAAUGUUGGAUGAUCCUGAUCAAAAAUCGAUAAUUUUAGGAUUUCCUCUACAACGUAUUUUCCGAGACCCUUUGGAUCCAUUGAAGGUCUGUCUGCCUUUAGUUGUGGAUGAAUUUCUGAAGCAGGCAAAAGCUGCUUCUCUGAUUACGGCAUCUGAAAAUUUUCUUUUUAAGAACUUGCUUGAGUCAGAUCUUUCGAAGGCUUUUGGUGGAGUGGAAAGACUUGAUAUGUUUUUUCCUUUUGACCCAUGUCUAUUGAAAAGAAGCGAGAGAUUUAUCAAACCAAUCUUUCUGCACUGGUCGGAUGUUGUCCCUCCAUAUGAUGAUGAAGAAGAUUUUGAGGAGCAACUUGGUGACGAGGUUGAUGAUCAUUUGUCAGAUGAUGAUAUUGAGGACUCCAUGAAUAAAAUGUCAAUUACUCCCAAGAGUUCCUUAAAAGUCAGUAUGGGGGGUGACCAUAAGAUGAUCCCCCAGAGAAUGCCUGCCCGAAUCAGACCUUCAACAAGUCCGUCAUAAUUACUGUGAUUGCAUACUGUGUUCUAUAUUAGUGAUGUGAAAAAGCUUCUCAUUUUAUGUCUUUAUGUCGAAGAGUAGAGAACAUGAAUCAGCGAAGUUUUGCAUGAUAUGAUGGCGUCAAAAGGUUUGAGCCACUUGUAUCAAUAUGUCCUAGAAUUUUGUUUGCUUCUACUAGACUAACUAAUUUAUAAAUUUAAUUGCUUUUACUCGACAUGGUCGA